AGCAACAUUAGGCAGAAGGCUCGUAUUACAUCACACUUGGUAAAAAAAGAAAAAAGAAAAGCAACAAUGGGUGCCCAAUUUACCGUUUGGAAAUAUCGUUCUGUGCUUUCUUUGAUAGUUUUAGGGGUAGUUAUCUGUGGGACCCACUUCGGAUCUGCCGUCCCAGUGCAAAACGAAGCACCUCUUACUAAAAUGUACCCGAGAGGCAGCCACUGGGCUGUAGGUCAUUUGAUGGGGAAGAAGAGCAUUGGCUUGCCUUUUGGUUAUGAGGAUGAUGAAAAUGUGAUCUACUCAUCUGCACCAGAAGAAGUCAAACAGCUUGAAGGAUACUUGCAGUGGUCUGAACUUGUCAAAAACUUGAUAAGGUUGUUGGAUGUGAAGGACAGUCAGAAUGCCCAGCUUUUAAGACAAGAGAUUCUGCUCAACAGAAAGAAAGAGUGGGAGGCAGCAGACCCCACCACCAAAAACAACAACUUAAAGGAGAUGACAGACUACCUGCUGCAGAUUCUGAACAUGAAAGACAAUAACCCAAGUUGAAUUGAAGAUAGAUCUGCUUAUAUACACAACCUUUGAGAGACUUUGCUGUUCUACAGGCAUUCUACUGUAACUAGUACCAAACAAAACUGCUUUUGUGUUGAACAAUGCAUUCUUGUGUUUCUACCUUUAACUUGACUCAAUUUAACAACAUUUUAUUUUUUGGGUUUGUUUGGUUUAUUUAUUUAUUUACCUGCAUAUAAACAUUUGAACAGGGUCUUAAUAUCCAAAUAUUAUUAUAGCUUUCUUGAGUAAAAUUAUAAAAGAUGUAAUUUAAUGCUAA
Polyodon spathula (Mississippi paddlefish) is the source of this 817-nucleotide messenger RNA. RefSeq names its product gastrin-releasing peptide. Gene Ontology annotation, biological process: neuropeptide signaling pathway. Gene Ontology annotation, molecular function: neuropeptide hormone activity. The coding region runs from base 67 to 537 and encodes 156 amino acids. The transcript has 3 exons. The record is from RefSeq and is a predicted model, not a curated record. Lineage: Eukaryota; Metazoa; Chordata; Actinopteri; Acipenseriformes; Polyodontidae.